Messenger RNA from Cyphellophora attinorum, 288 nucleotides. RefSeq lists its product as uncharacterized. Bases 1 to 288 code for a protein of 95 amino acids. The transcript has 2 exons. The record is from RefSeq and is a predicted model, not a curated record. Lineage: Eukaryota; Fungi; Ascomycota; Eurotiomycetes; Chaetothyriales; Cyphellophoraceae.
AUGGUGUCGAAAAUUCUGUUUUGGUCUGCUUUUGGCGUAGCAACGAGACUGAUGCAACUCGGAAUCGAGAUGCGGCCAUUCUUCCAACGAGGCGCCUUGAUAUGGUACCCAGUGUUCGGCUCAAUUGGUGCAUCGUUUGGCUGGUGGAUGACGGGCGUGGAGCAGCGGCAGGUUCAACUACUGCAGCAGCGGAAGAAUAUUUUGAUCGAAAAGCGUAAACGACGAGCGGAACGAGAAGCAGCCGGUGAAGAGCCUGGUGGUGCGCUCACGGCACAUACAGGCUCGUGA